AUGAGUUGCCUCAGUUCAGAGUACUAUCAUGAUCCUGAUGCAGAGCUCGUCUUCACCAAUCACAACGAGAACCAGCCGUCAUUGCCAAUCACAAUACCAUCCAAUUAUCACCAAAUAUCACCUCAUAUCGUACAGCGUGUAAUUGUUCCCUCAUUCGUCCUCAUUCACCGGAGAAGUUUUUCCCGAUGCCCGACGUUCACGUACGGGUACGACCCGGAGAGCGGCAGUACCGUGGCGCGUCGCCAGUUCACGUACGGCUACGACCCGGAGAGCGGUAGCACCGUGGCGCGUCGCCAAUUCACGUACGGCUACGAUCCCGAGAGCGGCAGUGAUGUCGAACGUCGCGACACCCCGACGUUCGACUACGGUUACAACCCUGAGACAUCAGGAAAUAACCCACCUGAGAAUUACCGUAAACACUGCAGAAUCAUCAAGCUUUCCCGGCAAUAUUGA
This is a messenger RNA of Rhodofomes roseus, 453 nucleotides long. RefSeq lists its product as uncharacterized. Bases 1 to 453 code for a protein of 150 amino acids. NCBI's taxonomy places the organism in Eukaryota, Fungi, Basidiomycota, Agaricomycetes, Polyporales, Fomitopsidaceae. The transcript is spliced from 3 exons. The record is from RefSeq and is a predicted model, not a curated record.